UAUCGAAGGGGUGACUUUGAAUUGCCGGCCUGCACAUGCGCAGUUCGGCGCGAGAUGACUGUUAGACCCGACGAUGCAUUUCUGCUCAUGAGCUUAGCUAGCCAGAUUUUUCAUGACAUCGCCUACAAGUGUGAUCGGGGAUUUCUAAAGGCUAAAACUGCUUCUCCAAUCUUCAUACUGUACUCUUGACUUACAGUCGAGGUCUCAUUUACCUGUUUGUAUAUUUGAUCCUCUGAAAUGGGCAUGAGACCAAUUUAGUCAACUAGUGCACAGAUCCAACAUGUGGGCUGCUUCUUCUUGACCAGAGGUCACUGGAUUGUGGUAGUGUGCACAUACAGACUAGGUGGUCAAUGCGCAGGACAAGCAACCUGCUGUACCUUGCCGGCCUCUGAGACCACAGGCUUUGGGACGACCAAUGUGAACUCGAUUGAUGAGGAUGCCAGCGCCGAUCAGACUGCGGGAGCUGAUCCGGACCAUCCGGACGGCUCGGACCCAGGCAGAGGAGCGUGAGAUGAUCCAGAAAGAGUGUGCUGCCAUACGCUCGUCCUUCAGAGAGGAAGACAACACUUACCGCUGUAGAAAUGUGGCUAAGCUACUCUACAUGCACAUGCUGGGCUACCCAGCGCACUUUGGGCAGCUUGAGUGCCUGAAGUUGAUUGCGUCCCAGAAGUUCACUGACAAGCGGAUAGGGUACCUGGGAGCCAUGCUACUGUUGGACGAGAGGCAGGACGUCCAUCUACUAAUGACAAACUGCAUCAAGAAUGAUCUGAAUCACAGCACACAGUAUGUCCAGGGCCUGGCCUUGUGCACCCUGGGCUGCAUGGGCUCCUCAGAGAUGUGUCGAGACCUGGCUGGAGAGGUGGAGAAGCUGCUCAAAACAUCCAACUCCUACCUGAGGAAAAAGGCGGCGUUGUGUGCAGUCCACGUCAUCAGGAAGGUCCCAGAGCUGAUGGAGAUGUUCCUCCCAGCCACAAAGAACCUGCUGAGUGAGAAGAACCACGGUGUUCUCCACACUUCUGUUGUCCUCCUCACUGAAAUGUGUGAAAGAAGUCCUGACAUGCUCUUACACUUCAGAAAGAAUGAGAAGUUGGUUCCACAGCUGGUGAGAAUCCUGAAGAACCUGAUCAUGUCUGGAUACUCUCCUGAGCAUGAUGUGUCUGGCAUCAGUGACCCCUUCCUGCAAGUGCGGAUAUUGAGACUAUUGCGAAUUCUGGGCAGGAGUGAUGACGACUCAAGUGAAGCAAUGAAUGACAUUCUUGCACAGGUGGCAACCAACACCGAGACCAGUAAAAAUGUAGGCAAUGCAAUCCUCUAUGAGACAGUACUGACCAUAAUGGACAUCAAAUCAGAAAGUGGAUUGAGGGUGUUGGCCAUCAACAUACUGGGACGCUUCCUUCUCAACAAUGACAAAAAUAUUAGAUAUGUGGCACUGACGUCCUUACUGAAGACUGUACAGACGGACCACAAUGCAGUGCAGAGGCAUCGGAGCACCAUUGUGGACUGUCUAAAAGACUUGGAUGUGUCCAUCAAGAGGCGUGCGAUGGAGCUGAGCUUCGCCCUGGUGAAUGGGAACAACAUCCGAGGCAUGAUGAAGGAGCUGCUCUACUUCCUGGACUCCUGUGACCCAGAAUUCAAAGCAGACUGUGCAUCCGGAGUCUUCCUGGCUGCAGAGAAAUAUGCUCCUUCAAAAAGAUGGCACAUUGACACCAUCAUGAGAGUCCUGACAACGGCGGGGAGCUAUGUCCGAGACGACUCUGUCCCCAACCUCAUCCAGCUCAUCACCAACAGUGUGGAGAUGCAUGCCUACACGGUGCAGAGACUCUACAAAGCCCUGCUGGAUGACAUCUCACAGCAACCACUGGUCCAGGUGUCCUCCUGGUGUAUAGGGGAGUAUGGAGACCUGCUGGUAUCUGGACAGUGUGAGGAGGAGGAGCCCAUCCAGGUGACAGAGGAUGAAGUCCUGGAUGUUUUGGAAGGUCUUCUUGUGUCCAACUUGUCCACCCCUGUAACCCGUGGUUACUCCCUCACUGCCAUCAUGAAGCUGUCUACUCGCUUCAGCAGUGUCAACCGAAUCAAGAAGGUGGUGUCAAUAUACGGCAGCAGCAUCGACGUGGAGCUGCAACAGAGAGCUGUGGAGUACAAUGCACUUUUCAAGAAAUAUGAUCACAUGAGGCCUGCCUUACUAGAGCGAAUGCCCAUCAUGGAGAAAACAGCCUCCAAUGGCCCUACAGAGAUUGUGCAGACCAAUGGGGAGACAGAGCCCUCGGUGCCUGACACAAAACACCCGCCCCUAGUCACCCAGCCAGCCAACCAGGCUAAUGACUUGUUAGACCUGCUGGGAGGUAAUGAUGUGGUGCCUGUGAUCCAAACCACCCUGCCCACCAAGCCUGCCUCGGCUGGAGGAGAGCUGCUCGACCUAUUGGGGGACCUCUCACUGUCUAGUGGUCCAGCUCCUGCCCCCUCUGUGCCCAUCUCCCAGCCCCCCUUCCUCCUGGAUGGCCUCUCCUCACAGCCCCUGUUUAAUGAUAUUUCAGCAGCUAUUCCCCCCAUGACAGCGUAUAGCAAGAAUGGCCUGAAAAUAGAGUUCACCUUUGAGAGGGCCAAUCCGAACCCGAACAUAGCAGUCAUCACUAUCCACGCCACCAACACCACUGAGGCUGACAUGACAGAGUUUGUUUUCCAGGCUGCAGUUCCAAAGACAUUCCAGCUGCAGCUCUUGUCCCCUAGCAGUAAUAUUGUCCCAGCACUCAACCAGGGAAGCGUCACACAGGUCAUCAGAGUUCUCAACCCACAGAAGCAACAACUCCGCAUGAGGGUCAAGCUGACGUACACCCACAAAGGCUCACCUGUCCAAGAUCUGGCCGAGGUCAACAACUUCCCUCCUCAGUCCUGGCAAUGAUGACCGUGCCCUCUCGCGCUUAAAGACCCCACCAAUGGAACUAACUAUGGGAAAGAUUCUCCCCCCCCCUUACCCAGACUGAUCCCCUGUGACAUCACUGCAGACUGCUGCCCUGGGGUGGCAUGGGAAGCAGCGGAAUGUCAAACACACAAAAAAACGAUGGUAUGAAGACCAUGAUGACGACAACAACGACAGCAAUGACGAUAGACAUCACCAGAAAUAUGUGAAAACAUAUUAAUUUACUAACCCUUUUCCUUGAUUGGUUUCACCUCAAUCUGUCUGCUUUGCAGUUGCCACUAUUUCCAUCUCCUUGCCCUCUCAAUGCACGUACGCCCACAUUGCACUCUCUGUGGUACGCCCACCCCUCUAAGCCGCCAUAGAAAAGAGCUGUUGACAAUGAGCACUUGAUUAAGCAGUCUGUUUUUCCUUGUUUCAUGUUUUUAAUCUUACAGGAAUUUAACAUGGGUAUAUAUAUAUUUUUUGUACCUUUUUUCAAGUCUGAAUGAGGUGCAACUUAAUUAACUCUAUGAAAUUUGCAUACUGUCCAUUCACCACUUUCCCGAAUUGGGUUUGGAAACUUGGAGUACUUUGGCUCUCAGUAUUUUAUCUAGUUUGUUCUCUAAAGUGACUAUAACACGUUCUAUUAUAAAGAUCUCCAGCUCUAUGCUUCAAAUGCAAGGUCUUUGGGUUGCAAUACAAAGGUUAAUCUCUCAUGAACAGAUUCUGGGUGUAAACCGAAGAAUCUGUUGGGAUGGAAUGCGUAGAAUCAGUUUUCGUCACUGAUUAUUUGGAUGUAUCAGGAUUGGCCAAAGGCGGUGCUUAAACUUCGACUGCUUCGCUUGUGUGGGGGAAGUGGGGGGCUUUGGUUAAGGGUUUCCUUUUGCGAGGGUGGAGACUUCGCAAACCGCAACUCCCAAGUUCUAAUACGUGUGGACUCACAACUACAUCACGCAGCUGAACAAAUCAUGCCAGAUUUUAGUCCUGCGUUAACCGAGAUUAUACAAACAUUCACAUGAUGACUUUUCCCAGUUGUACCUGGUCUGCUCUUUUACAUCCAUUAACUUUGGCAGCAGAAGGAUUUUAAAGACGCAGAGCACUCAUUCAUUUUGGGGUUAACUUAAUUUGACCCUCCAUCUCAUGAGUGAUUUAAAAGGCAAAAGAUGUGUGGAGUCAUUUUGAAUUACAUCAGUUUGAGAGUUGUUUGAAUCCCAUUCACCUUGGUUUUGCCAGAGAGGCCUCUCGGCAGGGUUGAGAUACUGUAAAUGGCUAAAGUGCAUAUUUCGAAAGCUGGAGUGUAUUUGUUUGUCAUGGGCUGGCUAACACAGAGUAUGGUUCCAUUUUCUUUCGUUUGGUCAGCAGUGUGGUAGCCAUAGCACGGCGCAUCUUGUAAAAGUUUAUUUUCUGAGGUGGAAUCCAGAGGAUGGACAUUUCUACUUUGUUUGACUGCCCUGUAUAGCACCGUUUCCCCCACCUAGAUGGGCACUAUUUACAGUUUCUUCCAUCCAUCUUGUUAAAUUCAACGGUUAAUUGCUUAGAUCAAGCUGAGGUUAUUGAAGCAAUAUGGAUAUUGUGUAUCAGUGCAGGUCUGAGACACAUCUUAGUUAAAGGAAAAUCCUUAAACAGUUUCAUUGAAUACAUUAACUUUGGAAGUACUGAAUCUUCCACGCAUCUGAACAAACAGCCGGAAAUGUAAGAUUUACAGCUUUGAGUCGUCAAAAUAUCUCUCUUAAGACUAUUAACCUGGCUGGACAUAGCCAGCCUAGAGACGACAUGUACAUUAAGUCUAUUUUGAAUGUAGUUAUAUGCACUGAAUGCUUUUUCUUUGCAGGCUUUUUCUGUGGCUGUCCUCUCUGAGGGCGCUGGCCAUUUUGUUGGCACUAUUUUUGUGGUAGUCUUUUUCUUUUUUUUGCAGUGAUUUGUCUUAAACAUUAUUGUCUGAUAUCAAAAUUAUGUGCCUUUUGACAUAACUAGAUGGGAAGUCCCUAAACUGGUCUCAUUUGAUCUGUGUGACGAGGGUUUGUGUGUCAGGGAGUGCUUAUUGUGGGUUAUAUCCUGACUAGAGAGCAGGCAAGACGGACAGGCUGGAUGGAAGGUAGGAGUCGAAGAAGAAUGUGCCCUUUUUAUUUUAUUGACAUCUCACACUGAGUUUCUAGCAUUUAGAGUGGAAAUGAUGUAGUCAGAUAUCAGUGUAGCUUGGUGUGAUUCCUUGGCUGUCAUACUUCUCCAAAUCAGAAUCCCGACCAAGCUGUCGGAAACAUGAACCUGAAUACCUCACAAUGUUUUCUCUUCCUGUUUAACUAUCAACAGCACAGUAUCUGGAUAGCUGCAUUUAGUCUUCUGUAUGAUCUGCAAUCAAGUGGGCACCUGUAGGACAUCUCAUUACUAACACACUUAGCUGCCCCAUGAUGCUGUGUGUUCAGACCUUCAGAUGUUCAAUCGCACUAUAUGCUUAUUGAUAUUCACUAUGCUACACUAUCAAACUUUUGUGACCAAAUUGGAGAUGCUAUUAGCGUUGGAAAUAAGCUUUGGAAAUAUUUUUGAGCAUUGAUAUGUGUAUAUGGAGAAAAUGAUUUUUCAUUCUAUUAGUCAUCUUUUUUUUCUGUUUUUGACUAAAUGCUAUAUUGGGUUUUUCUGUAUAUAUUGAGGGCUUUUAAGGUUAGUCAAAUAUCCUUUCUUUCAUCCCUUUUUAUUUUUAGAUACCAACCAUUUUCUAAGACUUCCAAUUACUCACGGUGUAUAUUGUCUUAAUAGAUCUUAGUCUAAAAUAUGGUCUAAAGAAAAGACUUCCCUAUUCCAUCAGUCAUCACAAAAGAUAUAUAAUCGGCUGCCUGUACAUUGUAUAUUAUUGUAAAACGAAACAACACAGAAGAUGAUCAAAUGAAAUAAAACCCCAUUUGAAGACUUACACAGAUUAGCUAAGGACUAUAAUUGUAUUCAUGUAUGUAAAAAAGAAUCAUCUUGAAACGAUGCAAAUGAGCUGCAUCCUCUUCAUAAGUUUGGAUGCAUCUUUUUUUCCUGCAGAUUUUAGUGGGUGAUUAGGCUGCUAUUGGUUUUUAUACAUGUCCUCUUAAGGUUUGGUUGGGCAGAACUGGUGUUGUCUGUGAGUGAUGUACUGUACUACUGAGAGGUCUUUGAGCUGAGCACCGAGGUGGCACCUUGUCGGUAUUCGGGGUCCCCAGAAAGGCCUAAUCUGUUUUCAUAUGCCCCUUAAGAGGAGUAGGCCUCUUGCUAAGAUGCUGUAAUGCCUCCCUUGGCCUGUAAUGUGCUUUAUUGUUUUUUUUCUCUCCCCAGCAAAAGUAAUUGGAGAAUUUAAUGUUGUCAGACAUGCAAGCUAAUUAAAUGACGGAUGACCUACCUACAGUGCACAUGGUCCUUCUAAGAGAGCAAUUCUCAUUGUUGGCCCCCUUUUAAGUCUCAUUCUCUGUGUUUUUCUCCAGUCCUAUAGAUUUUCUCCCCAUUCAUCUGGCAUCUCACCUCCCCACAUUAAUUGUAUUGGAUUUCAGAGAUGUGAGAAUGGGCCCAGAGUUUCUCUGAAGUGUUGAGUGAGGUCUUAUUUUUUUACUCUUGUGAUGCUGUUGCACGUACCUUUAUUGUAAGAUGGGGAUUGAAUAUCCUGAGUUUUCAGGCUAUGAGAAGUUUAAUCUGUGUGGUGGAUAUGGUUCAUUAAGUCGUAAGGCCUUGUUCCCUCAUGUGGUUGACAGAUACAAUGUGCUCUUGGCUGCCUGUCAUCAUCCACUCUUACUGGGUCUGUUCAUCGCUCCUGAUGACUGCAUUAAGGAACCUGUCUUAUGGACUGGUUUGUACGGCUCAAAGAGAGCAGAGAAUAGGCCUGGUUCUGUUACAGGGACCGGGCCAGCGGGGCAGUUGAAGUUCAGGCUCUUUUAGAGGAAAUAUGAUCCUUUCUAUUUAUUGAAAUCCAAUUCAAAAAUCAGGACUGAAGUGUGAGGCUGAUCUCUCUGCUGUGUGUAUGGCCUUUGUCUACAUUCUUUUCAGGAGACCUGUGAUCUUAAUGCAGUGCUGCUUAACCUGUUCUUGUGAUAGUACACAACUAGAACACUGAGCUGAAGCUGCAUGUUAGCUGUGCUGUGAGCUCAUUUCCACAAGGGGGAGCUGGUCAAGAUAGAAGGCUAUAGGGAAGGGAAAGAUCUCAUACUUGUACCUUGUCUUGAAUGUUGUUUUUAUCGAUUCCAUCAAUCAUGUUUGACCAGUUAACGCUUUUAAGGAUACAGUACCCCCAUAUAUGAGAAAAUGAGAAAUGCAUAUGAAGGUGAAAUCCCAUUGGUUUGGACACUGCAUCUUUAAAAAGGACAUUUGUAAAGUCAAGAACCCUUCAGAGGUCUGAGCAGCUUUUGAAGCGUUUUGUUUGUCUAAUCAGCCUGUGUGUGUGUGUGUGUGUGUGUGUGUGUGUGUAAAUAUGAGUGUGUUGGCAUGUCUUGCUACAGUCACCUAGUAAGGAUGUGAAAUUGGCUGCAAGGAUUUUAAUUCACAACUUCAGAGCUGCAUGUGAGAACCAAUGUAAAUAGUGUCAUUUCUACUCUAAGUAAUCCUCUUUUUGAAAUGCAAGAAAAGGUCCCAUUUUUCAACAAAUACAACACACCACCUUGUUGGGUUGUACAUUUGAAAAAUUGUUUUUUUUUUUUUUGGUGGUGGAAGGGGUUAAAAGUGCACACCACUCAUUCGGAUGUAAUUGUUUUUUACUUCUAUAUUUGGCCAGGUGAAUUCUCCGUGUGUAAAGGGGUUUGAAGGCGCAUUUGACUUUAGCCACUUAUCCCGUUCCCUGUGAAAUCAUAAAGCGUCCAUUGUACUUUUGAAAGAAUCUGAAUAUGUAACCCUCAGAUUUAUCCCGACUAUACGACAACAUAUCUGAUUUGAGAAGGGGAGGAAAAAACAUUUUUUGAAAUUCCCUUUUCUAGACAGGUUAAACAUUUUGAACUGAAUCAGAGUCCUAUGUCUUCAAGGUGGGUGUGAAUGGACUGAAAAUAUGAAUAAUAAUGAUGAUUAAAGCUGAGAGGCUGUAAACUACAUGGGAUAUUUUAGACUUAUGCUGUGUAUUAUUGUCUUUGGGUUGGAGGAAAUGAUGAUCAAGAGUAUAAAUAAAGUCAAACAAAAUUUUGA
Messenger RNA from Oncorhynchus tshawytscha (Chinook salmon), 8014 nucleotides. RefSeq names its product AP-1 complex subunit gamma-1. Gene Ontology annotation, cellular component: AP-1 adaptor complex; membrane coat; Golgi apparatus. The coding region runs from base 431 to 2899 and encodes 822 amino acids. Lineage: Eukaryota; Metazoa; Chordata; Actinopteri; Salmoniformes; Salmonidae. The transcript has 23 exons. Gene Ontology annotation, biological process: intracellular protein transport; receptor-mediated endocytosis; Golgi to vacuole transport. Gene Ontology annotation, molecular function: clathrin-cargo adaptor activity. The record is from RefSeq and is a predicted model, not a curated record.